AUGCGCUGCCUAACCCUAGCGAUUAUUGUCCUGCAACUCGCACUCCAGCAUGCAUCAGCGACAGUAGGCGUCCUUGACAUCGACGACCUGCUACGAUCAGAUCUCCAACAGCACCUAUCCACUCCAAGCGAAGAUCAUCCGUAUGCGCCAUGGUCUCACAAACCGUACUGCAUGACUAGCAGCUAUCUCCCCACCCUCGGCCAAAAGUAUUGCGUCUACAUCUCCAACACGACGGGCCCACACGGCCUCUCCCUGAUCUUUCCCCCAAGAUCCGCCCAUCUAGCGUUGGAAUAUCUCGACGACAACCCGCUCGAUAAUUUCCUCACACAAAAGGAUGCUGAGCGCCUCUACUUCGGUGGUCAGCCAUGGAAAAUCGUCGACAUACCCGGAAAAGCGAAAGGCGUAGUGGCCACUCGAAAGAUCAAGAUGUACGAGACCUUCAUGGUUGAUCAGGCCGCUGUUGUUGUGGAUAUGGGGGCGGAGAAAGCGUUGAGUGAGGCUGAGAAUAAGAAGCUGAUGAAGAGGGCUGUGGAUCAACUGCUCGUGCCGGCGAUGAUUAGGGAUAUGAGUUCUGCGCAUUCAGGGAAAAGCCAUGAGGGUGAAAAUGAUGGAGAUGGCGAAGAGGAAGGAAGCUUAGAAGAAGCCAUCAUGAAGACGAAUGCGUAUGGUAGUACGGUUGCGGAGGUCAGCUCAAGGGCGUUGUAUCCGCUGAUCUCGCGCAUCAAUCAUGCAUGCAACCCAAACUCCUUCGUUCUCUUCUCCCGCGCAGGUGUCUCAAUGGCCAUCAAGGCCUAUCGCGACAUUGAAGCCGGCGAAGAGAUCACCGUCUCUUAUCUCCGCCGCACAAUGAUCGCGCAAGCCGAGGAGAAGAUCAUGGAGCUGGCAAAGGCCUACAAACUCGAUGAAGCCAUAGUCCUCGCAGAGGAGUCCGUCGAACUGAUCAAAGAAGAAGGAGUCUGGUCGAUGUUGACCGAUGAGUAUGCCAUGUUGGCUAUGCUAUGGUUGGAGAAGGGCGAUAAGGAGAAGGCAGAAGCGUAUGGCGAGAAGACGCAUAGGUUGUUGUCCGAUUUGGGGUUUUUAGGUAUUGGAGAAGAUAGGGAGGCGUGGAAAUUAGAGACCCUCUUAAAGAAUAUUGGAGGUUUGGGAGGAAUAGGUCAGCUUUGGAAGAAGGGCCCUUUGAGAGGGUGA
Alternaria novae-zelandiae is the source of this 1188-nucleotide messenger RNA. RefSeq lists its product as uncharacterized. Gene Ontology annotation, molecular function: protein binding. Bases 1 to 1188 code for a protein of 395 amino acids. The transcript is spliced from 3 exons. Lineage: Eukaryota; Fungi; Ascomycota; Dothideomycetes; Pleosporales; Pleosporaceae. The record is from RefSeq and is a predicted model, not a curated record.